CGCUCAGCCGCUCAGAGUCUCAGACUGUCGGACACCCCGCUCAGGCGCUCAGCCUUCCGUCUUCUUUUCUUGACACCGGCCCAAACAACAUUAAUGGCGAGGAGGGAGACAAGUCCAGAUCUUCCGGUGACGCUCAGGGUCCGCCUUUUCUUCAGGGGCUACAGAGUUGCAUCCUUCGUCCUAGCUCUGGCUUUAAGUGAUGGUCUACUGGGUGCUGUGGCCGCCUCAAUCAAGCUAGCCUUAGCAAAACUUUUGGAAGCUGUUCUCUUCUCCUCCUUUGUUUAUGUCCUUGGAUUGCUCCUUGUAAAGGGUGGAUACUUUUGGCCCCGGCAAACCCGUGUGGACCAGUCCUUCCAUGGUUGGACCGGACGGAUCCCGGUACCAAGGAUUUCAGGGCCGGGGCACAGUGAAGAUAUAUAUUCUGGUUUCCAGGCAAGGCUAGACCCUAAUUAUGGGUUUCGUCUGGUUCAGUGCAAUUUUGGCCCGGCUAGGAUUAUACCUACUUGUAUGUAUACCCAUGUAUGUGAUAUGCAUACACUCAGAGACAGACAUCCAUGCAUGCAAACCUUGACAUAUUUUCAAUGAUGUUGUAUUCAGUACACUGAA
Molecule: messenger RNA, 606 nt
Organism: Nelumbo nucifera (sacred lotus)
Lineage: Eukaryota; Viridiplantae; Streptophyta; Magnoliopsida; Proteales; Nelumbonaceae
Source: RefSeq, a predicted model, not a curated record